AUGUCAAACACAUUAUCACCGGUAACAGACAUUCCAACUUCAAAUAAUACAUUGUUUCAAUCAAAUGAUCACUUUUCAAUACCAAAGAGUAAUAAUAAGCUUGAAGAUCAAAAUAAUAAGCUCCCAUUUACCACGACGAUUAUUUUAGUUGCGGCAGUUUUGAUAGUUUUAUUCUUCAUUCUCAUAGUCGGAUACCUGUGUUACAGAGUUAAACAUAAAAAGAAAAAUGAACGCAUGAUGUUAAUUUUUAAUGUUGCGAAAAAUGAUGGUCCUGUAGUGUCGAAUGAUUCUGCAAGAGAUGCCGGUAAAAAGGAGGAAAUAACAGGCUCUCAUGAUAGAGAGCAUAACUCUAGAAGCCGGAUAGUUGAUCGAUAUUCUAAUUUGGAGGGAAAUGUUGAUGGGAGACAUCACUUUUAA
Acaulospora morrowiae is the source of this 417-nucleotide messenger RNA. Lineage: Eukaryota; Fungi; Glomeromycota; Glomeromycetes; Diversisporales; Acaulosporaceae. The record is from the annotation of a GenBank genome assembly.